CGAGGUCUGGGCAACCUAUGACGGAAGGUCGGACUCGGCGUUUGCAGAAAUUGCAGCAACUAUGGGCUCAAGUUGUGAGUUCUGUGGAGGCGGAGAGACGUGUGAGGACGGCAGACGUGUCUUCUGUUGCUUCGGUGGACCCCCGUAGUAGCAGCAGCAGCACCCUCCCGAACGGGCGGUGUCUGCAGCAGCGGCUUUCCCAUGGGGAACGCAUCCCUGAGGACGAGGAGAGGCGUUACUACUGCCCAGAGCUUUGCAACACAGGCAUCUUUCGCCAUCCCGACGGUUCCAUACGGCCGUACCCGCCCGCUGUGGCUAACGACAAGUCGGAGCAGAGAAGACGCUUUGUCGAGACCCAACAACGGCGCAUGCGGGAUAGGCGGGGACCGUCAAGACACUCUGAUAUGAGCAGCGAUUCGGAAAGCGAAGAUGAGCCGACCGCUGGAACCAACAGCAGCAGCAGUAGCAGCAAGAAGACGCCAGGUGCAGACACAGCACCAUCUGGGGAGGCGACCGAAGAUUUUCUGGCCUCAAUUCCGCUCCCAGCAGAGCCGCCGCCUCCAUCAGCUGCCUGCUCAUCUCCAGUUCCAACGGCAGCAGCACAACAGCAAACGAAGCAGGCGAUGCCGGCUCCUCCCUCGAUGCCGUUGGUGCCGCUGCCGUUUCCCGCUCCUCCCUUGGCAGGUUACGGCGGGACGUCUCAGGCCCCUGCUGCGGGACCUCUUCAAGGGCCGCCGUUCUAUGGCAUCCCUGCACCCCCAUCUCAACUCGUUGCACACAUGCAGCAGAUGCAGCAGCAGCAGCCUGACCAGCAGCGCGUGUCAUCGAAUCCGCAGCAGGGCCCCCUUCCCCCGCAGCAGGCCUCGGGUGCUGCGGGGCCCACCAACGUGCAGAAGAGGCCGCCGCAGCAUCAAACACCGCCUGUGCCAGCGAAGAAGCAGCAGGCCGACAAGCCGGCGGGCGGUUCUGACUUGAAGGCGGCAAUGACGUUUGUGCCCACCCACUUGAGGACCAAGAAGCUGCCGGCGACGGCAAAGACAAAUGAAGGCCCAUCAAUUUCCCGCGUGUCUGCGUACUCCAUGGGAAACACAGCACUGGGGCGGCAAGGGGGCGUCGGGGGGGCCUCUGGGGAGAGAGGGCAGGUUUCUGGACUGGCGAAAUUUUUGGGCGAAGCCAAGAAGCAACAUGGAGAUGGCGGAGUAGUCGGUGGUUCUUCGAAAACGCCUGCGCCUGCAGAUCUAGACAGGGCCUUCGACGAAUUCUUAAAGGAGGUUGGGGCCUCGUAG
Molecule: messenger RNA, 1286 nt
Organism: Eimeria maxima
Lineage: Eukaryota; Apicomplexa; Conoidasida; Eucoccidiorida; Eimeriidae
Exons: 7
Source: RefSeq, a predicted model, not a curated record